This is a messenger RNA of Wyeomyia smithii (pitcher-plant mosquito), 1621 nucleotides long. RefSeq names its product serine-threonine kinase receptor-associated protein (gene wmd). Gene Ontology annotation, biological process: spliceosomal snRNP assembly. The record is from RefSeq and is a predicted model, not a curated record. Gene Ontology annotation, molecular function: protein binding; RNA binding. The transcript is spliced from 3 exons. Gene Ontology annotation, cellular component: SMN complex. NCBI's taxonomy places the organism in Eukaryota, Metazoa, Arthropoda, Insecta, Diptera, Culicidae. The coding region runs from base 381 to 1367 and encodes 328 amino acids.
GCAGUUUGCUUUUUGUCGUCGUCGCGUCGCGUCGAGUUUGCUCUUUUCUCGAGCUGCUGUCAACGAAAGUCAUGACUGCAGUGUUUUAGUUUUCAUUCUGUUCACAUUGUUUUUAAUGUCCGCUUCAAAGAAGUAAGGAAAAUUAGUAUAUUUUUUAAUGUUUAUAACUUACAAAGUUUAGUGAUUGAAGAUAAGUGAGAAUUCAACUGUCUAUGUGCGUUUUGCGGUUUUUCCCAGACUGUUAGGACUGUUAGAGACAAUCGUAUAGGGCAAAACUACAGCUGGUUUGUGAAAUUGGAAUUAAAUCUUCGUAAACUAUUAGCCCUGAAAAAAGUACUCUAUCAGUAAACUACAGUCCGGGACAAAGUAAAUUGAUAACCAUGGCAAAUAUGAAGCAGAUCCCUUUGACCUGCUCUGGUCAUACACGGCCUGUGGUACAUUUAGAUUUCAGCGAUUUGACUGAUUGCGGAUACUUUUUGAUUUCAGCCUGUAAAGAUGGAAAACCAAUGCUGCGUCUUGGCGACACAGGAGAUUGGGUUGGUACGUUUGAAGGCCAUAAGGGUGCCGUGUGGGGAGUCGCUCUUAAUAAUAAUGCAACGCUCGCUGCAUCUGGAGCUGCCGAUUUUACAGGAAAGAUUUGGAAUGCGGUAACUGGAGAAGAAGUCCACAGCUUGCAACAUAACCAUAUUGUGAAGACUGUGGCAUUUGAUAGCAAUAGUCAAUGCUUGGUAACUGGUAGCAAUGAGAAAUUAGUAAGAGUGUUUGAUUUGAACGCCUCAGGUACACCUGUAGAAUCUUACUCUGGACACGCUGGUACUAUCAAACGAGCAAUGUUUGCUCGUAAUGACAAAUAUGUGAUUAGCUGCGCGGAUGACAAAACAAUGCGUCUUUGGGAUCGUGCUUCAGGUCAAGAAACUAUGCGGGUUGAAUUUAACGCACACCCAAACAGCCUAGAACUGUCGCGCGAUGGAAAUAUAUUAACAGUUACCUAUGGUUCUAAUGUUGCCUUCUUUGAAACAGAAACACUGAAAAAAAUGAAGGAAAUCAUGGUUCCAACUAAAGUUAGUUCAGCAAGUUUGCAUCCAGAUAAGCAAAUCUUCGUGUGUGGAGGAGAAGACUUCAAAAUGUACAAAUUUGAUUACAUAACUGGAAAUGAAAUUGAGUCGUUUAAAGGACAUUUUGGACCCGUACAUGCCGUUAGCUUUAGUCCAGACGGGGAGCUAUAUGCCAGUGGGUCAGAAGACGGUACGCUACGACUAUGGCAAACUACCGUUGGUAAAACCUAUGGUCUCUGGAAAUGCACUGAGCCAACAGAUCUCAAUAAUUCAGUGAACUCAUCAGCAACCCGCGAAGUGGCUGCAAACUAGGUUGAAAAAGCAUUCACAGCAGAACACAAUUCCUUUUCGGAUUUUUGAUGGUGAAAAAAACUCGGUUGUAAUUAUUCUUUAACAUACUUGUAUUAUUAGAACAUUUCAUCCUGACAAAACCACCGCGAUCGAGUGUUUUUUGCAAGAAGGUCUAGAUAGUGAACUCAUUGCUUGGCACUCUUUUAAGGGCCUAAUGCGUAAAUAUUAGUAACUUAUUAAUUUCGACCGUUUAAUUAAUAAACUUGUAAACAAAA